Molecule: messenger RNA, 2235 nt
Organism: Rhodamnia argentea
Lineage: Eukaryota; Viridiplantae; Streptophyta; Magnoliopsida; Myrtales; Myrtaceae
Product: glutathione synthetase, chloroplastic
Exons: 12
Coding region: 109-1803 (564 amino acids)
Biological process (GO): glutathione biosynthetic process
Cellular component (GO): cytosol
Molecular function (GO): glutathione binding; glutathione synthase activity; ATP binding
Source: RefSeq, a predicted model, not a curated record
UUUGUCUUUGCUUUAUUGCCGGGGCAAUGCCUCCAUUGUGAAUUUGUGCCCAAGAAGAUUCAGGUAUCUGAAAAAUCCCAAGAAAACCAAGUCAAAAGAGAACGAGUUAUGGGAGCCGUUCAUUCAUCUUCUCUAGCUCUCUCCACUGACCCUCGUUUUGUCCCUGUGACUUCCACUCUUCCUCCUUGCGUAUCCAAAGUGUCCAAAUCCAAAUCAAACUCUUCCCUUUUUGGCCGAACUCGGAGAGAAGAUAAAAUCCUAGGGCCACCCGUUUCGAUAUUCACGAGUACCGUUGCCCAAAAUUCAAUCUUUUCCGAGUCUCUCCCUUUGAAGUGUGCGAGGUUCGAGAUGGGGACCAAGAACGAUGAAGUCGCAGGAAAACCCACGUUGGGUUUCGUCGAAAUUGAUCAGGAUUUGGUUGAUAAGAUGGUUUAUGACGCUCUUGUGUGGAGUUCUCUUCAUGGGCUCGUCGUUGGCGACAGAAAUGUUAAGAUAUCGGGAAAAGUACCCGGUGUCGGUCUGGUGCAUGCUCCGUUUGCUCUAUUGCCCAUCUCAUUCCCGGAGAGUCAUUUCAGAGAGGCUUGCGAAUUGGCUCCUAUUUUCAAUGAGCUUGUUGAUCGUGUGAGUUUGGACGGAAAGUUUUUACAAUAUUCAUUAUCCAGAACAAAGAAGGUGGAUGCUUUCACCUCUCGACUCUUAGAUAUCCAUUCCAAGAUGAUGGAAUCUAAUAAGAAAUAUGAGAUACGACUAGGUCUGCAUCGAUCAGAUUAUAUGCUUGAUGAACAGACCAAGUCACUGCUUCAGAUAGAAUUGAACACCAUAUCAUCCUCAUUUCCGGGUCUUAGCUGUCUUGUUAGUGAGCUUCACAGGUCCUUGCUCAACCAUUAUGGAGAAACUCUUGGGUUAGAUCCCAGGAGGAUUCCUGCCAAUGCUGCUGUGAGUCGUUAUGCAGAGGCCUUGGCCAAAGCUUGGAUUGAGUUCAAUAACCCGAAGGCCGCUGUUCUAGUUGUGGUUCAGAUGGAGGAACGAAAUAUGUACGACCAGCACUGGCUUUGCUCUGUCUUGAGGGAAAGACAUAAUGUGAGGUCUAUUCGAAAGACCUUAGCAGAAAUUGAUGCAGAGGCGAAACUUCAGCCUGAUGGCACGUUACUUGUAGGUGGAGUCCCUGUAGCAGUUAUUUAUUUUAGAGCUGGUUAUACCCCAAAUGAUUAUCCUUCAGAAUCGGAGUGGAGAGCCAGGCUACUCAUGGAAGAGUCGGCUGCUAUUAAGUGCCCAUCGAUAUCUUAUCAUUUAGCAGGCACCAAAAAGAUUCAGCAAGAACUUGCAAAACCUAAUGUACUUGAAAGGUUCCUUGACAACAAAGAAGACAUUGCCAAGGUCCGGAAAUGCUUCGCAGGGCUAUGGAGCUUAGAAGACCCUGAUAUCAUUGGUAAAGCAAUUGAAAGCCCUGAGCUAUUUGUCAUGAAGCCCCAGAGGGAAGGGGGAGGGAACAACAUCUACGAUGGCAAUGUGAGAGAAACCCUCUUGAGGCUGCAACGUGAAGGGACUGAGGAGGAUGCUGCCUACAUCCUUAUGCAAAGAAUUUUUCCGACCAUUUCUCCCACAACUCUCAUUCGUGAUGGCAUUUGUUAUAAAGAUCACGCCGUGUCAGAACUUGGGGUAUAUGGUGCUUAUUUGAGGAACAAAGAGAAUCUCAUCGUAAACGAACAGUGUGGUUAUUUAAUGAGAACAAAGACAUCGUCAUCAAAUGAAGGUGGAGUUGCUGCUGGAUUCGCAGUUCUGGAUAGCUUAUACUUGACUUGAGAAUUGAGAAGCGUGGAUUUCAGCUUGUGUUCUAUUGUUAUUCAUUCCGAUAACUGACAGUGACUGAUGCUUGCUCACAAGACCUCCGAACAAGUUCUGACACCCCAUUGAAUAUGGAAAUUCCGCUUUAGAUUCCAAUUGAAGAUUCUUGAAUCGAGGAGGCAAUUGAGGGGAUUAUACGUGUUCCAAUUUGUUGGCAAAAGUCAGGUGCAGGGUCAGUGAAAACAAUCUGACCUAACGUAUCUUAACUUGACAUGACAUAAGGACCUGAGAAGGUCUUAGUGGGAUGUUGGUUCUUUGUAAGCUUUACCAAGUGGUAAUUUCAAGUUAUUUUGAACUUCCUCUGAACUGUUUGAGCCCGAUUAUGGGUAAGAUUCUGAGUUGAAUUGGAUAUAUGCAUAAAUUGCAAGCAAUUCGCAGUAGCUCGACUUA